This is a messenger RNA of Wyeomyia smithii (pitcher-plant mosquito), 3806 nucleotides long. RefSeq names its product E3 ubiquitin-protein ligase ariadne-1 (gene ari-1). Bases 692 to 2191 code for a protein of 499 amino acids. Gene Ontology annotation, biological process: protein polyubiquitination; positive regulation of proteasomal ubiquitin-dependent protein catabolic process; ubiquitin-dependent protein catabolic process. The record is from RefSeq and is a predicted model, not a curated record. Gene Ontology annotation, molecular function: zinc ion binding; ubiquitin conjugating enzyme binding; ubiquitin protein ligase activity. NCBI's taxonomy places the organism in Eukaryota, Metazoa, Arthropoda, Insecta, Diptera, Culicidae. The transcript is spliced from 9 exons. Gene Ontology annotation, cellular component: nucleus; cytoplasm; ubiquitin ligase complex.
GGUAUUAGUUGUUUUGGGUCGUGGAGUCGAUGGGUGGUGGAGCAUUGCAAUCUUUUUUCUACGCUGUAGGUAGCCUGUGGAAGGUCUAAUUGUACUACUACACUACAGAAGCUUUCAAGCACACCACUACCACAAUACACCACGGGUAGCGAUAUUCGCUGCUGUACAGAUAUGAACUGAACAAGCAAGGAAGAGUGUGAAAAGAAAGAAGGCUGCGAAAAGUUUUUUACCCUUCGGAUAUUCGUUUUGAAGAAGUUUUCUCUACGACUGUGAAUAGUUUUCGAACGUGAAAAACCCGUGAAUACGUUGGAAAAUGACGUGUUCAUAGUAAAUUUCCAGUACGAAGAAAUCAAGUGCAGACGAGGUCAAUUUGGUGUUUGAGAAAAAAAAGAUUCAAGUGAGAAAAUAAGAAGGCCAAGUUUUUCCUGCUGCCACAAAUUGCAAUCUUCGUCGACGUUGUUGUUUUUUCCCCUGCUGCAAUCUGGUGCCUGGUGACGAUCAAGUGAACUGUGCUGAAUUUGGAUUAAUAGAACAACAGUGUGUGGAUUGGAUAUUACGUUUCUGAUUUCGUUGUUCGAUUCGAAAAGCUGCGAAGCGCAGUGGGAAGUGAGAAACAGUUGUAAACUGCGAACAAAACAAGUCUGCGAAGUUUGAAAAACGCAGGGAGACAAGAGCAGACGAAAAAAUAAAGAUGGAUUCCGAUGAUGAGAGUUUUGGUGAGCACGAUUCCGGAAACGUUUCCAGCGGAGAUGAUGAUUUUGCGAUGGAUGUGGACAUCAACAAUCCACGGGACCGUGGCCAGCAGGAGGAAGACUACCCGUACGAGGUUCUUACGACGGAGGAAAUAGUUCAGCAUAUGGUCGAUUGCAUCAAAGACGUCAACACUGUGGUAGAGAUACCUGCGACGAUCACUCGGAUCCUGUUGAAUCAUUUCAAAUGGGACAAAGAAAAGCUGAUGGAGCGCUAUUACGAUGGUGAUCAGGAAAAAUUAUUCAAGGACGCGCAUGUUAUUAACCCUUUUCGAAAACCGAGCACAGUCAGUAAGCCAAAGAUCAAAAAAUCUGGAACAGAGGAUUGCGAGAUUUGCUAUUCGUCAUUUCCCCCUAGUAUGAUGACUGGGUUGGAAUGUGGUCACCGUUUCUGCACGCAAUGCUGGCAAGAGUACCUGACCACCAAGAUCGUCGAAGAGGGAUUAGGCCAAUCAAUCGCCUGCGCGGCGCAUGGAUGCGACAUCUUGGUGGACGAUGUAACCGUAAUGCGGCUGGUGCAGGACUCACGCGUCAAGCUCAAGUACCAGCAUCUGAUCACAAAUAGCUUUGUAGAGUGCAAUCGUCUACUUCGCUGGUGUCCAUCGGUGGACUGCAACUACGCGAUCAAGGUACAGUACGUCGACCCGCGGCCAGUCGUUUGCAAAUGCAACCACGUGUUCUGCUUCGAAUGUGGUGAAAACUGGCACGACCCGGUACAGUGCCGUCUGUUGAAAAAAUGGAUAAAGAAGUGCGACGAUGAUUCCGAGACGUCGAAUUGGAUUGCAGCAAACACCAAGGAGUGUCCGAAAUGUAACGUCACGAUUGAGAAAGAUGGUGGUUGCAAUCACAUGGUUUGCAAAAAUCAAAACUGUAAGUACGAUUUCUGCUGGGUUUGUUUGGGAUCUUGGGAACCGCAUGGUUCGUCUUGGUAUAACUGCAACCGAUAUGAUGAAGAUGAAGCUCGUGCUGCACGUGAUGCUCAGGAAAAGUUUAGAUCAUCGUUGGCAAGAUACCUGCAUUAUUAUAACCGUUACAUGAACCACAUGCAAUCGUUGAAAUUUGAACACAAACUGUACGCCUCGGUUAAAGCCAAAAUGGAAGAAAUGCAGCAGCAUAACAUGUCCUGGAUUGAGGUCCAAUUUCUGAAGAAAGCUGUAGAUAUCCUUUGCCAGUGCCGUCAAACUCUAAUGUGCACCUACGUGUUCGCGUACUACCUACGUAAAAAUAAUCAGUCGCUCAUCUUUGAGGAUAAUCAGAAGGAUUUGGAGACAGCUACGGAGAAGCUUUCCGAGUUCUUGGAACGUGAUAUUACGUCGGAAAACCUGGCCGACAUAAAACAGAAAGUACAAGAUAAGUAUCGGUACUGCGAAAAACGUCGAAAAGUGUUACUGGAUCACGUGCAUGAAGGCUAUGAAAAAGAUUGGUGGGACUAUACCGAUUGAUAAGAUAUUCUCGGCCACAACAGAAUAGGGAUUUCGCUCCGAGUGAAAGCACCGGAAAAAACGAGUAAUCCCUUUUGGUGCACUCAAAAUCGAAUGAGUGUGUUAGAUGGUGAGUCCUAGCAGCAAACGUAAAUAUAAUAAUAGAAGAAAUCAAAUAUUUGCGAUCCGAAAGCAUUCAGCAUACUAGCUUAUCGAGAGAAAUAGCAAAACAUGAAAACAAAGAAAAAUCUUCAAAGUAUUUAACGUGUAAGGCGUACUUUUAUUUUCGCCGCAGCCCAAAAUCCGAUUUUCAGAUUAUGUAGGAAAAACGCGAAAGACGAAUGUAUUUGUAAAAAAAGCUACAAUAAUUAAGAAAUACUGUUGUUAUUUGACUGUUCUUUCUUGUUCUUUUUAUUAUUUGCUUGAAUUAAAUUCGUUCACUUUGAAGACGAAAGGCAUAAACAACGGAUACGGAGUACAAUAAAUUGGCGUUUUGUGUAGUUUGACUAUCUAGUUUAAAACUGUAGAAAAAGGGUGUAUAAACGGUUGUACACACAAUGCAUAAGCUUUCAAAUUAGUCAUCACACUGCAAAAAGAAAUUCCGGAGUCGAACCGUCAUGUUACUUGCGACUUCGAACUACACUCUGCUAUGUUCAACAACUCUUGUUUCUAUUUAUUACAUUUCAAAACUUCUUUCCUCAUACUAUUUUAUUCUUGAUCUUCCAAAAAACGUGUCCAAGCUUAGCUAUACAAACUAUAACGCAACAGAUUGAGAAGUUAUUGAUUUAUCUAUUUCAUAGAAAAAGAAACAAGCAGAAUCAUGUCAACUUCAAAGUGUUGUAUAUGUGGAACACUAUAAAACAUACUGAUUACAAAUCCCGACUAUCUUAGACUACAUGAUAUCGAAAUCCCGACAUAACCCACUACAUAUUUUGUUGACUCCAAUACUACUUACUCUUUUAUAAUUUAGCUUGACGAUUCUAAAUUUAGUUGGUAAGACGCGAACUCAUGCACUCGAUACUUGCUGUAAUAGUCUGGCCCUUCUCUAGAUAGAUUGCAAGCCGCUACUUUCGUGGGUGUAGGAGAUAAUUGCAUCUCAUUUCGUAGGUUCGAGUUCGGUUUCCGUCGGUACGUUCGUUUCACAAUAUGCAAUUCGAAAACUUGUGCACCUUGUCUCUUUUCCUGUCUAGUCUGGAGCGUUUUUAAACAGUUUCUCGUAUUUUUUUAGUAUACACUCCACAAGCGAACAGCGCAGUAGUGUCCGCAACAAUAUCCUUGUUCACUUUUGCUAGCCUUCAUUAGUAGGACGCUUAAAACGGAUUUGUGCUAAAAAACCAUAUGAAUUAAAGUUUUUGACAAAGUGAUAUAAAGUUUUAACGAAAAGAAUAAUGCAAAAAAAAAAGAUUAUAUAUAAAAAAGUGAUGUGAAAGAGGUUUAUAAUAAAACUGAACAUAACAAGAGAAAGUAAACAAUUAUAUACGGAUUAUGAAGUGGAUAUGUUAGAAUUUGUCAUUUUCCAUUUUGUUGAUCUACAGCGGUAAAUGAAUAACUACAGACAUGAUAAAUUACAAUGUAAAAUCCGAUCGGAUCGAAGAACAGAAUAAACAAGAGAUAAAAUUAAAAUAGUUUCCUAGUC